UCGCCUUUCGCGCACGACUGUACCGCGUCAGAGAGUUAUAUUCACGAUCGCGAUAUAAACUUUUACGGAGUUCGGAGUUUUUGAACACUGGUUUUUUGGAUUAUGUGUGUGUGUUGUGUGUGGACUGUAUUGUACUAGCAAGGAUUUUGUGUGAUGAGUCAUCUGAGAUGAGAUCGCGCGCCUGCAAGCGGGGUCGAUAGUGGCAUCACAAUGGCGUUAACAAGGCUCUGCUCCCGAGCGCUGCUGCUUACCUUUAUGUUAUUGUGCAAAGAAUACACAGUGCGAAGUUUAGAACUGCUAGAGCUGCGAGUUCCAACCCACGUGCCGAUCGGUACGCGAGCGACUCUCUCCUGCCGCUGGCAGCUCGGCCCCUCAGACGUGCUGUACUCCGUCAAAUGGUACAAAGACGGCAAGGAGUUUUUCCGACAUGUCCCCGGGAACAGCGAGUCGAGGAGGAAAUACGCUCUGCCGGGCGUGGACGUUGAGGAGUCAAGUCCGAACGGCGCGAACGUGACGCUUGCCCCGGCGGCCCUGGAGACAGGCGGCCGGUACCGCUGCGAGGUGUCCGGGGAGCGCCCGCUGUUCCCCACGGUGUCUGACCACUCCGACAUGAUCAUUGUUGCUUUACCCGCCUUCGGUCCGGUUAUAACCGGAUCGCGGCUGCGAUACCACGUGGGGGAUCGGGUUCAGGUCAACUGCACAUCAGGUCGGUCGCGCCCAGCCACUCGCCUAGCGUGGUACAUUAAUGGGGAACCAGCGCCAGCAGCUGCGGUACUACCCCCAGAACAUCAUAAACAUGAUGACGGCUUGGAGACCACGAGCUUGGCGCUCGACUUCAAAGUGAAACCGAAACAUUUUCGGAAGGGAGACCUGAAAUUGAAAUGUCUAGCUACAAUAGCAACAGUGUACUGGAGGAGCAACGAAGAAAGCGUACAAGGAGAGAAGAUGAAAGGCUACGCGCGUUCUCGGGAACUCACAGAAAGUUCUAGAGCCGACCGCGUGCAGGCGGCGGGAAACUCCGCACACGCCGCGUUCUCCAUAGCAACAAACUUAUUAAUACUUAUCUUCACAAUCAUGCACCUACCAAUUACAUAGACAAUUUGUUAUAUAGUUCUGGCAUUACAUUUCAAGUAUCUCGUAUAAAAUUUACUGUGUAUUCUUGUAUAGGUUCUAUGCGAGUUCAUUUGUCUAAGACUCGUAAUCGAUUCCAAAGGUUCGUAGAAUAGUUAUUUGCAGUUCGAUAGGCUUGUAAUCUUAUUGUACGGGAAAAAUUUAAUAGCUGAGGGUUUUACAUGUAAUAUUGGCAUUCCUAUUUAUUCAAACUGAAUUAAUUACAUAAUAACUUGAAGAAUACGUAAGUAAUUUAGAACAUUGUAUGAAAUUUUCAAGUUAAUUAGAAAUGUAAUUAAAUUGAACAUCUUAUCUCGUGGUUGAGACCAUGACCAUGAGAGCUUUAACACAUAUCAAAACAUUUAAAUGUGACGAAUAUUGUCGAAACAUGUAUUUUUUGUAAUAUACCUAUUUAUAAUUAGCAAUAUCUAAAGUAUAAGAAUGUUUAAAAUACACAAUGAUAUUGCGAGAUUGUAAGGCCAAAGAAAAAGAAUUGAGUGGGUGUAUUAAUUAAAUUCUUGUUCAAAAAUGUCAAUUAUUUUUCCCUUUGCGCGGAAAUUAGCUCACGCCAAUUUUCUUUUUAUAAAUAUAAUCUAUAAUCGUAAACCGGUAAAAUAUUAUAAAUAAUUUUCAAAUAACUUAUAAAACUAGUCAGUUAAUAUUCUUACAUUCUUAUAUUAUUUAGUAAGAGAAAAAUACACGUGUAAGUCAAUAUAAUUUUAAAACCUUUACGUUAUUAUUCAUUACCUAAGAGAUUUUAUGAUGUCGUACUUACUAUGCAUUCAUUAUGAGAUUAUUUUAAUAGAAGGGAAAGGUAAAGUAUACAGCCAGUGUUUAAAAUAAAAAGCUUAACUUAAUACAUAAACCUGCUGUAUUUCUUAAAAAAAAAACUC
Molecule: messenger RNA, 2003 nt
Organism: Colias croceus (clouded yellow)
Lineage: Eukaryota; Metazoa; Arthropoda; Insecta; Lepidoptera; Pieridae
Gene: beat-IIIc
Exons: 6
Coding region: 211-1095 (294 amino acids)
Source: RefSeq, a predicted model, not a curated record